Molecule: messenger RNA, 3406 nt
Organism: Ailuropoda melanoleuca (giant panda)
Lineage: Eukaryota; Metazoa; Chordata; Mammalia; Carnivora; Ursidae
Gene: OFD1
Product: OFD1 centriole and centriolar satellite protein
Exons: 24
Coding region: 252-3305 (1017 amino acids)
Biological process (GO): epithelial cilium movement involved in determination of left/right asymmetry
Cellular component (GO): ciliary basal body; centrosome
Molecular function (GO): protein binding
Source: RefSeq, a predicted model, not a curated record
AAAGGUCAGAAGGAAGUGCAACGACAGAAGGAAGGGGGGGUGGUGGUCAUGGAGAUGCAACACUGCCAGUGCUGAAGAGGGAAGAAAGGGCCAGAAGCCGAGGCAGGCCAACGGCCUCUAGAAGUUGGAAACCACAAAGAAGCUGAUUCUUCCUGACAACUUCCAGAAGGGAACUGAGUCCUGCUGGUACCUGGAUUUCAGCCCAGUGAGACCCGUGGCAGACGUCUAUAUCGCAGACGUGUAAGUCCACUAUGCCCCCCAAAUCUGACGUGUUGAGUCAAGAUGAACUGCGAAAAAAGCUAUACCAGACGUUUAAGGAUCGGGGUAUACUGGACACGCUCAAGACACAGCUCCGAAAGCAGCUAAUUCACGAAUUGAUGCACCCUGUGUUGAGCGGAGAACUGCAGCCCCGGUCCGUUUCAGUGGAGGGGAGUGCCCUUUUAAUAGGCGCUUCUAACUCUCUAGUGGCAGAUCACUUACAAAGAUGUGGCUACGAGUAUUCACUCUCUGUUUUCUUUCCGGAAAGUGGUUUGGCCAAAGAAAAGGUAUUUACUAUGCAAGAUCUAUUACAACUCAUUAAAAUCAACCCUGAAUCCAGUCUCUACAAAUCACUGAUUUCAGGAUUUGAUAAAGAAAACAAAGGUUUUCUCAUGCAGUUUUUAAGAGAAUUGGCAGAAUAUCAUCAGUCCAAAGCGAGCUGUGAUAUGGAAACUCAGACAAGUUCAGCAUUUCCUAGCAAAGACUCUCUUGCGGAAAAGCUUCAGCUCAUUGAUGAUCAGUUUGCAGAUGCUUACCCUCAGCGUCCCAAGUUAGAAUCUUUAGAAAUAAAGUUAAAUGAAUAUAAGAGAGAAAUAGAACAGCAGCUUCGGGCGGAAAUGUGUCAAAAGUUGAAGUAUUUUAAAGAUACUGAAAUAGCAAAAGUUAAAAUGGAAGAGAAGAGAAAGGCUGAGAGGGAAUUAGCUGAGUUCCGGAAUGAAUUGGAGCGAGCUUGUCAAGCAAAAUCUGAAGCCCUCAUUUCUCGGGAAAAGAUGGCUCUUGAGAGAAUUCAAAAGCACCAGGAGAUGGAAACCAAAGAAAUUUAUGCUCAGAGACAGCUUCUACUAAAAGAUAUAGAUUUGCUAAGAGGCAGAGAAGCAGAGCUGAAGCAACGAAUUGAAGCUUUUGAAUUGACUCAGAGGCUGCAAGAGGAAAAAAAUAAAAGCAUAACUGACGCACUUAGGAAGCGGGAGCUGAACGUAAAGAGCAUUGAGGAGAGCUAUGACCAGAAGCUCAAGAAUGAACUUCUCAAGUAUCAACUUGAACUAAAGGAUGACUAUAUCACCAGAACUAACAGGUUGAUAGAAGAUGAAAGGAAGAAUAAAGAAAAAGCUGUACAUUUGCAAGAGGAGCUCACAGCUAUUAAUUCAAAAAAGGAAGAACUUAAUCAUUCUGUUAAUCGUGUCAAAGAGCUUGAGCUUGAGUUAGAGUCUGUCAGAGCCCAGUCUUUGGCAAUAACAAAGCAAAACCACCUGCUGAAUGAAAAGGUAAAAGAGAUGAGUGACUAUUCGCUACUGAAAGAAGGGAAACUGGAGCUCCAGGCACAAAACAAAUUACUUCAACAACAACUGGAAGAGACUAGAAACGAAAACUUGCGUCUCGUAAACCAUAUAGCUCAGCCAUCUCCUGAGCUGGUGAUUUUUCAGGAAGAACUAAAGAAAGCAGAAAACGCUAUCGCAUUUGAGCAUAAGGAGUUCGAAAGCCACAAGCAGGCUCUGCAAAAACAGCUGCAGAGUGAAAUUGAACAUUCUGCACAGCUGAAGGCCCAGAUACUUGAUUACGAUGACUCCAUAAAGAGGUUAACUAUACAGGUUGCUGAUUUGAAAUUGCAACUGAAACAGACCCAGACAGCGCUCGAAAAUGAAGUGUACCGCAAUCCGAAGCAGUCUCUGAUCUAUCGUUCCGCCAGCGGACUGCUGCGUGGCAAGGUGGUGGUGCCUCAUGAUGGGUGUGUAAGCGGGGAUUUCCUGAAAAAUCCUCUCGACCAGGAAACGUUGAUGGCGGUUAUACCAAGGAUCACAGGUUAUCCAAAUGCAAGCACAGAGAGUAGUUCCCCUGAUUCUGACCUUGAGUUCGUAGCUAAUACCAUGGCAAGGGUGAAAGAACUAGAGCAAGAGGCCGAACGUUUGGAGAAAGCUUUCCGAAAUUACCAUCGAAGAGUUAGUCAACUCCCCGCUAAAAGCCUUUUAGCGGCCAAGAGCCCGCCACCCCUGCACUUGCUAGGCACACUCAAAAGCACCACUUCGAGUUCCCCCCAGAGACACACUUGUGCCGAGGACAGAGUUGUCUCCGAGCAGCCUCCGGUGGGCACCCCCGAAGAGGACAAGAGCAGUGCUUCGGAGGCGUGGGUAGGCAGCGCGGCCUCGAGGCCUCGCAGGGGCACUGCCUCCAGACGCCUCUCCUCCACUCCCGUUCCCAAAGCAAAAAGGAGCCUCGAUGGUGAAAUGUAUCUGGAAGGUCUGGGCCGAUCCCAUGCUGCUGGCCCCAGUCCUUGUCCUGACAGAACACCCCGGCCUUCACCUGCGGAGUCUAGGCACAGCCCUUCCCUCCACCUACUGCCCAGCCCUCCAGAGCAGGCCAGUCUUUAUCAAAGACAAAUGGAGCUUCAGGACAAAAGUGAAUUUUCACAUCCGGGCAAGCUACCUUUUAAGGACAAUGAGGAAUUUGAAUCAUCUUUUGAAUAUGCAGGGAGCGCGGCGAGGCAGUUUGAAGGAGACGGCCUCCAUCCUGCCGGCGACAUGCCUUCCGUGGACGCUGCCACAGCCCCCAGACCUGUGUCGUAUCACUACCCGAAGCAGAGAGCAUGCCAAGCAGAUCCAGGAAGGGACGGUGCUCACGAAGGUGAAGGUGUAGAUCAGAAACAAAUGGGAGAACAGAAGGAAGAAGAAAAAAUAUGGGAAGAACACCUGAAAGAACGCAGACAGAGAGAAGAAAGAAGGCAGAACGAGCAGCAAGAGGCUUUAGAAAGGGAACGGAGAGAACUAGAAAAACUGGAUCAAGAGCGGAGGAUGAUUGAAGAAUCACUGAAGAUUGAAAUGGAAAAAGAGUUAGAAAUGAGUGUUGAAGAAAUGAAAGGCAACUCUGUUUGUGGUGAAACUCCUUUAGAGAAAUACAUGAAAAUUAUUCAGCAGGAUCAAGACCAGGAGACGGCAGAUAAGAGUUCGAAGAAGGUUGGCAGAGAAGCCUCAGAAGUGGACACACUGCCAUCUAGCAACAAAGACGAAAGUUUCACGGGCUUUUCUCAUGAAGAACCAGAUGACUUUUGGUAACCAUAUUUGCUGUCCAGCAUCUUACCUAUAUAAUGUAACUAAAGGCCUGUGAAUUCUCUGUAACGACGAAAUUCUCAAUAAAAAUUUUAUGUGUAAUCCCA